This is a messenger RNA of Gadus macrocephalus (Pacific cod), 4903 nucleotides long. Its product is annotated as lysine-specific demethylase 2A-like. The transcript is spliced from 26 exons. Gene Ontology annotation, biological process: regulation of transcription by RNA polymerase II; protein demethylation. Gene Ontology annotation, molecular function: zinc ion binding; DNA binding; histone demethylase activity. The record is from RefSeq and is a predicted model, not a curated record. NCBI's taxonomy places the organism in Eukaryota, Metazoa, Chordata, Actinopteri, Gadiformes, Gadidae. The coding region runs from base 637 to 4620 and encodes 1327 amino acids.
AGCAUCAGAGGUUUCAUUGGCUGAAUUCAGUGAGUCGUUACGCGCCGUUCGCCACUCUCCUCUGACCGACAUAUUAUUGGAUGUUCUCAUCCAAUGACAUUCCACAAAGCUAGUAAAUGACUUGGGUUUAGACGAAUAAAUGACCCACUUCCUUUGUUUUCAUUGGGCUGUUUAUGUUUGUGGGCGGGGCAUAUUUCAUGUUUUUUGUUGGGGAAAAAAUGGCGGCGAUUGUAAUCUAAGGGAUAUCCUCACGUUUACCUAACGUCUACCUAACGUUUAUUACGGAGGAGGAGCUGCACGCUGGGUGUUCUAUCGGAACGAGAUCUCGUGCAGCGCUUCACCAAUAAGGGUACAUCAGCUGGAGCAGUAUCGGGGAAACGUUUAUCAGCUGGAGCAGUAUCAGGGUAACGUUUGUCAGAGGGUAAAUGUUGUUGCUGUAACCCACUGUUCAGUGAAACACAACAGUUGAGUUGACGUGAGCUCCAUGUUCUUCAACAUCAGCGCGCCAUAAUGCGUGGAUGCACAGAGCCCCUCAGCGUCUGACGGCUGUUCAGCCGUGUUGUGAGUUCACGAUCACUAGACUAUUCAGAUCUUCGCCAUUCAACUUCACAAACUGGUCUUCGUUUCGUAUUGGAAAUGUCCUCUCUGACCAAAGUUGCCCUAAAAUCCUCCAAGGCACAGGAGGGUCGUCCGCGACAUAGCACUCGCCUGCGCACAGGUUCCCGGAGACGUUACCAUGACGACGGCAUCUCAGACGAGGAGAUUGAUGGACGCAGGAUGUUUGACCUGGAGGACAAAGUGCACAGCGAGCGGUUCAGCUCGGACAGGGUGGUACGGAUGGAGGGCAAGGAUCUGACAUAUGAGUACAUUCAAAGAGGAGGUCUGAGGGAUCCCAUCAUCUUCGAGAAGCCAGAUGGAUUAGGAAUCAAAAUGCCAGAUCCUGACUUCAGUGUGAACGACGUUAAGAUCUUUGUAGGGAGCAGACGCAUGGUGGACGUGAUGGACGUGAGCACGCAGAAAGGCACAGAGAUGUCCAUGGCGCAGUGGAGGCGCUACUACGAGACGCCGCACGCACAGCGGGACAAGCUGUACAACGUCAUCUCCCUUGAGUUCAGCCACACCAAGCUGGAGAAUCUGGUCAAGAGACCGGCCACGGUGGAUAUGAUUGACUGGGUGGACAACAUGUGGCCCCGUCACCUGAAGGAGAGACAGAGGGACUCCACCAACUCCAUCACUGACAUGCAGUACCCCAAAGUCCAGAAGUACUGCCUGAUGAGUGUGCAGGGCUGUUACACAGACUUCCACAUUGACUUCGGAGGAACGUCAGUUUGGUACCAUAUACUGAGAGGAUGCAAGGUGUUCUGGCUGAUUCCCCCCACCCCUCAGAACCUGGAGCUCUAUGAGAACUGGGUGUUGUCAGGAAAACAGGGCGAUGUCUUCCUGGGAGACCGUGCUUCUGACUGCCAGAGGAUUGAGCUGAAGCAGGGGUACACCUUCAUCAUUCCUUCAGGCUGGAUCCAUGCCGUGUACACGCCCGUGGACACCCUGGUGUUUGGCGGCAACUUCCUCCACAGCUUUAACGUUCCAAUGCAGCUGCACAUCUCCAGCAUUGAGGACCGCACGCGGGUGCCCGCCAAGUUCCGCUACCCGUUCUACUUUGAGAUGUGCUGGUACGCCCUGGAGCGCUACGUCUUCAGCCUCACCGGCACCUCCUAUCUCACGCCUGAGUUCCAGAAGCACUCGCUGGGCAUCGGCCUGAAGAAGCCGUCUCCGGCAGACCCGGACAGCGGAGACGUAGACGAUAUGGGCGAGGGUGGCAGUAGUGAUGGAGAUGCAGACGGCUCCUCUUCCAAGCCACCAGUGGGCAAAGUUCACAUGGCCCCGUUCGAGCUGGAGGGGAUGUGGAACCUACUUGGCAAGCUGGAAGCCCUGCCGUCCAACAAGAAGUGUGUCCCCGCAGGCAUACACAACGCGCCCGCCCUACUCACACACAUCAAAGCCCUGCUUAAGGAGCAUGCCAAUGACAACCCAAAACUUUCCUACACUGGCAAACCAAUCAUCACAUGGCCAAAGAGGCCUUCGUGGUACCAGCCUCCCCCUCCACCACUGCCCCCACCACGCCCCAAGCUGGCCAACACCCCCGUGCUGCCACGUCCCCAGAAGCCUGCCUCCUCCAUGUCGGUGCUGAGACGCCGGCGCGUCAGGUGCAAGCGCUGUGAGGCCUGCAUGAGGACCGAAUGUGGCGACUGCAACUUCUGCAGAGACAUGAAGAAGUUCGGCGGGCCGGGGAAACUGAAGCAGACCUGCAUCUUGCGCCAGUGUCUCGCUCCCGGCCUCCCCCUGUCGGCGGUGUGCGAGGUGUGCCAGGAGCCAAACCAGGACGACACGGGCGAUCCCAGCCUCCUCUUGAUGGAAUGCUCCAACUGCGCAGAGAUCGUCCACCCUGCCUGCCUCACGGUACAAGGAGAUGGAGUGAUGAACAGCGAUUUACCCAGCUGUUGGGAAUGUCCAAAGUGUGUCUUGGGGAUCACGGACCAAGAGUCGUCAGGCAGUGACGAGUCAUUGGUUAACCGUCCGCGUCGCCGUCAGCAACUGCCCGACUUCCCCGAAGGGCCCCUGGUCCUGCGGCUUGGCCCCGGGCCCUCCACCUGGCUGGGGGACCUGGCUGGGGCCCAGCAGGGUGGGGGCCCUCCUCUUCCUCUCUCCUCUGGCUCUUUCUCCUCUUCCUCAGCCUCCCUCCUUUUGGUUGCGGCACCUCUGCCUUCUAGGCCAAUCAGCUCGAGACUGACUCCUAAAGGAGACAAAAACAAGCCACUCCCCCUGAAGCGCAAGUCCACCUCGCUGCUGGACUCCCGCAUCGCCAAGAUCUACCGCAGGCACAGGCACGGCCGCGACGGAGACGACUCCGGCAGCGAGGAUGACCAAGUGUCUCGGAGGAGGAAGCUGGGCCUGCACCCCCGGGGUGGGGGCAGUUCCAGGAGGGGCUACCGCAGGGGCCUACUGAGGGGGGGAGCCGGCCACCGGGGCAGCAGGGCCGGGGGGCUGGCCAUGGGCGGCUCUGGGAUUAGGAUGAAGCGCGGCAUAGGGCUCCGGAGGGGCCGCGGCGUCAGGCUGAGGGGGGGCUCCAGGAUGCAGAGAAGGGGGGGAGAUGACUCUGAGGAGUCGGAGGACGAUGACGACGACGACGACGACGACGACGACGAUGACGAGGAAGAAGAGGUGGACGACAGCGAGGGUGGGGGGAAGGAGGGCCAGAGAGGGAGGAGGAGGAGGCGCCGCCGCGGGACGGACGAUGACGACGAUGAGGAAGAGGAUAGUGACAGCAGGGAGUUUGACCCGGAGGAAGAGGACGAGGAGAUGGACCACUAUGUGGAUGAGGAGGAGGGGGAGGAAGGGCACUGGGACUCGGACCCAGAGCCGCCCGUCCUGCUGGUGUCUGACCUGACCGAUGACCUGCUCACUGGGUCCUACCUGACGGUCACCCUGCAGCGGCCCCAGAAGGCCAAGAGGCUCUCAGGCUCCAUCGUCCCCAAGCUAGAGGCGGCCAUGGGUCCCAGGACAGCCAUCUUGGGCCCGGGGGGACACCAGAGUUUUGUCCAGCGCAAGUCGGCCCUCUCCAAACCCUCUCGGGUGAAAGGCGAGGCUGAUGGUGUCACCCUGGCCAGAGGCUCUGGCAGGCCCCGUGUCCGCGGCCUGCCCACCUCCGCCUCCUCCUCUGACGAGGACGGCCCCCGCGUGGCCGACACCGCCACCAUGUCCCCGCCCUCUACGCUGCUGUCGCUGCCCUCCUUCAAGGACGCGGGCAGCGAGCGAGGCGCCGACAAGGAGGUGUGGGUAUCGGUCUUCAGGUUCCUGAGCCGCCCCGAGCUGCUGGCAUGCAUGAGUGUCUGCAAGGCCUGGUACAAGUGGAGCUUUGACAAGCGCCUGUGGAGCCACGUGGACAUCAGCCGCAGCACCCGCCUCAGUAACCAGGCCCUGGCUGGAAUCAUCAAGAGGCUGCCCACCUCCCUGGACCUCUCUUGGACACCUGCCGCCAAGAGGCAGCUGCACUGCCUGCUCACACGCCUGCCAGGGCUCCGGGAGCUGCGUGUGGCGGGCCUGCCCUGGUUCGGCCUGUCUGCCCUUGUGUCCCCCACCCUGCCCUGCCUCAGGCUGCUGGACCUGCGCUGGUGUCAGGGCAUCAAGGACGUCCAGAUGAAGGACCUCAUCCUGCCACCUGGCCUGGGCUCAUCCCGCAGCCGCCUGAGGAACAUGUCGGCGCUGUACCUGUCGGGCCUGGAGGUGAGCGACUCCACCCUGCGGCUGCUGCAGCGCCACAUGCCCCAGCUUGAGCGGCUGGACCUGGCCCACUGCCCGGCUGUCUGCGACACCUCCAUCGCCCUGCUGGCCGCCGCCGGCACGCACACCCGCCACAACCUCACCGAUCUCUAUCUUGCCGGUUGCAACCGGCUGACGGACGGUUGCCUGCCCUACCUGAAGCGCCUCUCUGCGCUGGAGCUGCUUGACCUUCGGGGCUGCGACGGCGUGAGCCGGCGGGCGUGCGAGGCCUUCAUCUCAGACCUGUCCCACGUGGCGUUCUACUGCAUGAUGGAAGAAAAGCUCAUCCAGCGCAUCCCCUAAGGGGCGUUUCCCAGCAGGCACGGCGUCAUCCGGGCCCUCUGUUGCAGGGGAGCGGCGCCACCAAAGCCUGUUUCCAGCCUGUUUCCAGCCUGUUUCUAGUCUCCUAGCCUGGGACCCCAAGAGGAGAAUGGCUGUGUUUGUAAAUGUUUUUUCUCUGUGAAGUUCUUGGGUUCUUUCUGCUGGGCUCUUUUCUGCCUGGCCUUCAUGUUUGCGAGUCUUUGUUACAUUUCAUUUUUAAACAUUCUAAAAAAAGAACACUAAUAAAGUGUAAAGUGAAUACGGA